ACAAACAGGUAGGCGUCCUUUUACAGCGUCCCUCGGCUCAGUCGGUGCUUUCCGGGGAAACAAGUGGACCAAGCAGAGCAUGAGCUCUCUUAUGAAUGAGCCCUGAGGCAGAACUUUGCGUAAGUGGCUUCCUAAUGAUCUGAAACAUUUUGUUAAGAGACAACGGGUUGAGCUUCUUGUGGCUUUCGGGCUCUUUUGGCUGAAAGACUGUUUGAAAGGUUUCCUGAUUAAUCGAUUGGAAAAAUAAAAAAAUGUCAUAUCAGUAGCGGACACAUCUCAAUGUGGAUACAACGUUGAAGCUGCCAUAUUGACUUCAGCAUUAAACUUUGUUCCUCUGGGAUUAAGAGAGGACACGCCGAGAUACAGCUGAUCCCAGGAGGUCAGACGCUCUCUGACCCUGACCCCCCCUGCAGGAGGACAUGAAGGUCCUGCGGCGGUCCUCUGUGUUUGCGGCGGAGGUCCUGGACGUGUUUGACCGAUCGUUGACUGAGAAGGAGCUGGUGUCCCAGUCUAAAGCCUUGUGCAGAGACUACAUACUGUCCAGACUCAACCAGAACGGGCUGGGAUGGUCCAAAACUGAACUCCACCUCUCUCCCUCAAAUGCAGCGCUGGCUGACGUGUCUUUGGUGCUUCUCUGUCUUGGCGACGAGCUGGAGUGUAUACAGCCCGGUUUGUACAGGAACGUGGCGCGGCAGCUCAACAUCUCUGUUGCCAUGGAGAACAUGGUUUCGGAUGCCUUCAUCGGCGUGGCAACAGAGAUCUUCUCAACAGGUAUAACGUGGGGUAAGGUGGUAUCCAUGUAUGCAGUAGCCGGAGCCCUGGCAGUGGAUUGUGUCAGACAGGGUCAUCCAAGCACCGUGCACAUCUUAGUGGACGGUCUGGGACAGUUUGUCCGCAAGUUUCUGGUUCCCUGGCUGAAGAGACGGGGAGGAUGGGCGGAGAUGUCGAAAUGUGUGUUGAAGAAGGAAGUGACGCCUCAGCACCACUGGCUGUCGUCUGUCAUAGAGUCACUGAAGUACUUCCUCACUACAGUCUACGUCUACAUCAUGAAGGAGCCAUGAAUGAGCGCAGACCGAGUGCACUGGAGUCCUCAUCAUUGAUGUGAGAUUAUAUAUCGCACACUUGUUGAUAAUAAUAAUAAUAAUAAUGGAUGGAGUCGAGAUAGAUGGUCGCUGUGCCUGCCAGCGCUGAAUGGCCAUCAACAAAUGUUUCAUGAGCAUCGUGUUUGUGUCAUUUCGGUUUCGGAUACAGGAUUACCUCCAUCUAAAGAGUAGUCACUGUGAUAUUUAUGAGCAUGAAUGGCAACGAAAAAUGUUUGUGUCCCUCCACCGGUGCAGAAAACCUGGCUUUGUAGCUGUAAUGUGUGUGUGUGAUGGUUUUCAGGUUGCACUCCUGAGAAAAACUGUUUGAUGUUCGUCUCAGUAAAUAUACCUGAAGGAAUAAUGAAAGUGAAAGCCACGUUUGUGAUGAAAAUUGAUGCUCAGCUGGCUGGGUCUCUGAGUUUUCUAAAUCUGAAAAGGACUGCUAUCGCAUGGUGAUUUACCCGAUUGUACUUCACUAUGACAGCACGAGCAGCGUCUCUUCCAGAAGAUGAUUAAAUUUUCUGCUGCAAUUUUAGAUGCCAUUGACCAAGAAAUGUUGGGUCUCAUUUUUGGCCAAAGAACAACGGUUCUAACUGCAUCCACAUUAGUUUGGUGAAAUCGA
Molecule: messenger RNA, 1704 nt
Organism: Anarrhichthys ocellatus (wolf-eel)
Lineage: Eukaryota; Metazoa; Chordata; Actinopteri; Perciformes; Anarhichadidae
Product: bcl-2-related ovarian killer protein homolog B-like
Exons: 5
Coding region: 420-1061 (213 amino acids)
Biological process (GO): release of cytochrome c from mitochondria; extrinsic apoptotic signaling pathway in absence of ligand; intrinsic apoptotic signaling pathway in response to DNA damage
Cellular component (GO): mitochondrial outer membrane
Molecular function (GO): BH domain binding
Source: RefSeq, a predicted model, not a curated record